AUGAGUUCUGCUUCAUCAACUCGGCUUCCCCUCCUGCACAUCCUCCUGAAGGUGCUGUCCUGGGACCCCCGCAUCUUCCUGUACCAGCGGCUGCUCACAGAGGAGGAGUGUGACCACAUGAUGACCAAGGCGGGGCCGCGGCUGACGCGCAGCGGCGUGGUGGAUGUUGACAACCCGGGCGGCGAGUCUGUGAGCGACAUCCGCACCAGCUAUGGCAUGUUUUUCGACCGAGGCGAGGACGAGGUGGUGCGGGAGGUGGAGCGGCGGCUCAGCGAGUGGAGCCUCAUCCCGCCGGGCCACGGCGAGGGCAUCCAGGUGCUGCGCUACGAGAAUGGGGAGGAGUAUAAACCACACUUCGACUAUUUCUUUGACAACCUCAGCGUGCAGAACGGCGGCAACCGGCUGGCCACCAUCCUCAUGUACCUGGCUGAGCCCGAGUUUGGAGGGGAGACGGUGUUCCCCAACGUCAAGGCGCCCCCCGAGCAGACGCUGGAGGCUGGGUACAGCGAGUGCGCGACGCAGGGGCUGGCGGUGAAGCCGCGCAAGGGAGACGCCGUGCUCUUCUUCAGCCUGCGCACAGAGGGCACCCUGGAUAAGGGCAGCCUGCACGGCAGCUGCCCCACCCUCAAGGGCUUCAAGUUCGCCGCCACCAAGUGGUAUCACGUGGCUCACUACGCCAUGGGCGGCGAGCGAGCGCCUGUCCUGCCCGCCUCUGCAGGCUGCAAAGAUGAAAAAGACGCAUGCGUAGGCUGGGCGGAAGGAGGGGAGUGCGAGAGCAACCCGGGCUUCAUGGUCGGCACCAAGGAGCAGCCCGGCGCCUGCCUGCUCGCCUGCGGGCGCUGCGACCUGAUGCCGCAGUCGCUGCUGCGAGGCAGGCGGGCGGGUGGCACGGCUGCGCGGUAA
Molecule: messenger RNA, 903 nt
Organism: Chlorella variabilis
Lineage: Eukaryota; Viridiplantae; Chlorophyta; Trebouxiophyceae; Chlorellales; Chlorellaceae
Exons: 8
Coding region: 1-903 (300 amino acids)
Biological process (GO): peptidyl-proline hydroxylation to 4-hydroxy-L-proline
Cellular component (GO): endoplasmic reticulum
Molecular function (GO): procollagen-proline 4-dioxygenase activity; iron ion binding; L-ascorbic acid binding
Source: RefSeq, a predicted model, not a curated record